This is a messenger RNA of Fusarium tjaetaba, 888 nucleotides long. Its product is annotated as ATP-binding protein pantothenate kinase. The coding region runs from base 1 to 888 and encodes 295 amino acids. The record is from RefSeq and is a predicted model, not a curated record. Lineage: Eukaryota; Fungi; Ascomycota; Sordariomycetes; Hypocreales; Nectriaceae. Gene Ontology annotation, cellular component: cytoplasm. The transcript has 2 exons.
AUGGCUCCCCACUUCAUCGACGACAAAACUGAGAUUUGCCUCCCCUUCAUCCUCUCUCAGCUCAAACUCCACCGCGAAGAGUCUCCCGACCGCCCCUUUGUCAUCGGCCUCAACGGUAUUCAGGGCGCCGGCAAGUCGACCCUUGUCAAGGCAUUGAGCAAGGCUCUCGAGAGCCAGCAUGUGCCCACCCUUGUCUGUAGCAUCGAUGAGUUCUAUCUCACUCGCCAGGAUCAGGUUGCCCUCGCUGAAGCUCACCCUGACAAUGCCCUUGUUCAGCAUCGUGGGGAGCCUGGAACUCACGACUUGCCUCUCCUCAAAGCCUUCUUUGAGGCAUUACUAAGAGGAGAGCCUACAAAGCUGCCCAAAUAUGACAAAGCCAUCAAAGGCGGUAAAGGUGACCGCCUCCCAGAGUCUGAAUGGCUUCCUGUGAAUCAGCCAGGCCAGGACAAGAUCCAGGCCAUCAUUUUGGAGGGGUGGUGUGUAGGCUUCCGUCCUCUGACCCGUGAGAAUGUUGAGGCGAGGCUUAACAUGCCCAACCGAACUCUCAAACAACAUAAACUUGAGGACCUUCUAUUCGUAAAUGAGAAGCUCGCCGAGUAUGACUCCGUCACAGAUUCCUUCGACGCAUUCAUUCAAAUCGACGCGGAAGAUCUUGGCUAUGUCUACGGUUGGCGAUUAGAGCAAGAAGACCACUUGCGCGAGGAAAGGGGUGACCCGGAAGCGGGCAUGACAUCUGUGGAGGUGGUCAAAUUCGUUGACGGAUACUAUCCUGCUUAUGAGCUCUAUACUGAUAGGAUGAGAAGAGGAGUUCUGGCCAACCGACCCGGCCGUCAAUUGCGGAUGGUAGUAGGCCGCGACAGAAAAGUAAAACAUGUCCGACGAGUAUAA